AUGCCUAUCAGUCAAAAGCCUUCAACCACUGGCACAAGUCCCAAAGAGCAACUGAGCUCUGUUACGACCAAAAAUAUCGACAAGACAGCCUCAGGAAACAGUCCAAGUUUUACAUUGGGGCGUACCAUUGGACAAGAGACCACUCCAUUAACACAUCAAACUAUCACCCAUUCAAUGGGUUUCCAAAACAGUACCACUUCCGUGACAACAAAGCAUCCGGUCGGCUUGAUAUCUACUGGAAGCCCAGUUUUACCAGCUCCCACCAAAGCGCAUACCAGCACGACAACGGCCACUGUAGGCCAGUCUGCCGGCAUCCCCCAUUCUACGGCGGCAAAGACGACAAGUACGCCAGUAGAAACUAUAGUGACUGGUUCCAAGGGCAUCGUGGCAACCUAUGUAGCCACUCAGGAUCCUAAGUACACCACUAACAGAAAAACAACCACGUCAACUGACGAUCAUGGACACGAUAUUAUCAUCUUCCCUGGAGGCUGGAGAUGGAUUCCCAUUGGUCUUCCACACUUGAGGCUGCCUCCUCCCCCGAAAUUAAAUCCAGAUCCUCAUAACCACGACGACCAUGGCGGUAACGACAAUGGCCAUAGCGAGGAUCAUCGCACCAGCCACAUUAAGUCGUCUACUAGUAGCGGGCGUUGCACCACAACAGAGCCUCCUGAAUGCACCAAGACCGUUUCAUUCAUUACCAGUGGUACCGGAUUUAAGAGGUAA
This is a messenger RNA of Trichoderma gamsii, 723 nucleotides long. RefSeq lists its product as hypothetical. The coding region runs from base 1 to 723 and encodes 240 amino acids. NCBI's taxonomy places the organism in Eukaryota, Fungi, Ascomycota, Sordariomycetes, Hypocreales, Hypocreaceae. The record is from RefSeq and is a predicted model, not a curated record. The transcript has a single exon.